AUGGCUGCUACACCAAUUACAGUAUCACACGGCAAAACAAUGACACUUAGUGAGCUACGUGUUUUCGAACUUAAGCAAGAAUUAGAAAAACGUGGACUAGACAAAAGUGGAAUUAAACUGGCAUUAGUAGAACGCUUAGAGGAGGCUCUUCGAGAAGAAGGACACGAUCCAAAGAUUUACAAGUUUACGGUCAAUGACUGUGGCAAAUUUCCGGCCACACCCUCGAAAAGUUCAAGUGAGGCAAUGAGAGAAACUCUUUCUGAACAUGGAAUUGAAGUUUCCAACGGUUGUCACGAAAACGAGCAGCAGGAAGUAAAAAAGGAAGAUCCCAGUGAACCAUUAGUUAUCGAAUCUGAAGAUAGUGAUGGAACGGUUGAAAAAACUGAUCAUAUGUCAACAGUCAAGGAAUCCAAUGAAGUAAUGGGGAAAGAUCGCAGUAGAACUGAAUUUAUCGAAGAACAAAUGGAAGUAAAUGAAGUUACUGAUGAUACCUCCACUGUCAAAAAGAUAGUGGAAACCAAAGAACCGGAAGAAGAAGAAAUAGUUAAAGAAAUUGCAGAUGAAGUUAACUACGAAGAUGAGGAAAUGCCAGAUACAACUCGGAUCAAUGAGGAGGAAGGAGAAGCAGAAGAAUGCAAAGAAAGUGGAAACAAUAUGGCAGAAAAAGAGGAUGAAAAAACAGCUGGAAAAGAAGUGAAGGCUUCUAAAGAAGCUUCUAAUGAUAAUUUAUUUACGUCGACUGUCGAAACUGUAGCAUCGACACCACCGGAACGUAUCGAUGGUGCUUCACAUCCAGCAACCUCAAUGCUUAAAAAGUCCGAUAAUUCUUUGUGGAUCAAAGGCAUUAGUCCGAAUACAAAAGCUGCAGAUUUGAAGGCAUUGUUUGCUAAGUAUGGACGAGUACUAACCGCAAAAAUUUUCACAAGACGACAGCAACCAUCAAAUGCAUGCUUUGGCUUCGUCACUAUGGUCGAUUCAGCUGCAGCUGACCUCUGUAUUCAAAAACUUCAUAAAACAAAUGUCAAAGGACGCCCGAUUACGGUGGAACGAGUAUGUUUUGUUCAAAUUUUCCUGUCACACGCGGACCGUUGCAACAUGCCCGCCGUUAAAUCGAUACCCAAGAAACCAACAUGUAACGCGACAGGUGACGUGAAAAGUGGAAAGUCUACUACCACUUUCGAUACUUGUUCGAAAAGCGAAGAGAAAUUGUCAAACUCUAGGAUAGUCGAAAAGUCGAAGAAAGAUAUACCUAACAUUGACAAGUCGAAAAGUAGCACGUCGAGUGGCAAUAAAGCAGUCAGUACCACGAGAAGUGAGAAGCAGAAAACAGUGAAAGCAAUGUCGGAAACGAAAAAAUCACCCGUUAAAGCGCCAUCUGCGAGCACAACACACUCAAGAUUCUCAAUGCUCAGCAACAGUAAACGCUCGACGGUCACACGUGUGCCAUCACGGUUUCGAGCCAGUAGAAGAGUUGAGCGAGCAGAUCGUAUUUCAUCUACGUUGCGGCGCUCGUAUGUAAUUCGUAAACCUAGUUAUUCGUCAGCUGCUUCAAGAAGAACUUUGGGAAGUCGGCCAUUUUCGAGUCGUAUUGGUCGUGGUAGUAUAUUACGCGGAAUGGCUCGCCGUGAGGUUUCCUCGCGUCGUGUUGAGCCCCCUACUUCAUGGGAAAAGCGUGAAAUGAUGGAAAUGUUGCGUAAGAAGGAAGAAGAGCACCGACUUAAGGAACAAGAAUUGAGACUGCAACGUGAACGUGAGCGCCUGAAGUUCGAACGUGAGCGAUUUGAACGGGAACGCUUAGAGUUGCAACAGUUACGCCAAAUCGCUGCUCUCACCACACCAGUGCAACUAAUGUCAGCUCCGGGAGCGCCUCCAUCACGUCGCUCACAUGAAUAUGGUGAUAUGGAUUCAUCCAGGUACAAAUCAGAGAAGGAAUUGAAGCGGAGCGAAUAUUCAAGGCGGUCAGGGGAACGAUCGUCAUCACAUCGUGGUGUGACUUCUACACGCAGCUCUUUAUCCGAUCGACGAGAAGCACACAGUUCAUCGCGACAUGUAAGCAGCGCACACUCUUCAUCGCGUGGUGCUGGUGAACGAAGUCGCGAGCGUAGUCGUGAUCGUAGCAGACACAGUACUCGCGACUAUGGUUCGUCAAAUGUCGUUCGUGAAAGUGUUCCUAGUUAUGGUCGUGAAAGUCAUUCAUAUUCACGUAGUGGUGAUCCCACAAUUUCCAACAGUUAUGGACGUGACCCAUAUCGACCCGAUUCGACGACUUACAGCAGCCAUCGUUCCGGUGAAAGUGCAUACGGAAGCCGAGAUCUGGGGACGUAUAGCUCAUCCAGCACUUAUUCCCGUGAUGUAGCACCAUCUUCUUAUAGCAAAGAUUCUGGUUAUGGUGCUAGUUCUCGUUCUUUGGGAGGUGGUGCAUCUUGGUCAGUUGGUGGUUCAUCUUCGACGUAUGUAGGAUCAUCACGCGAUUACGAUGGUGAUGCGUGGAUUUCAGGCGUGUCUGCGUCUCAAGGCCAUGGAAGUCACGGCUUGGGAAGCAGUAAUUGGUCGUCAUCAAGAGGCGAUCACUGGUCAGGUGGUGGUGUGGCUGACACGCAUGGACAUGUUUCAACUUAUGAUAAAUAUGACAAAUACGAUUCUUAUGAUAAGUACAACCGUCGUUACUGA
Molecule: messenger RNA, 2670 nt
Organism: Acanthocheilonema viteae
Lineage: Eukaryota; Metazoa; Nematoda; Chromadorea; Rhabditida; Onchocercidae
Source: the annotation of a GenBank genome assembly